AUGUCCUCAAGUCGGCCCCUCAAAGGAGCAAUCUGGUACUCUUUUGAAAGACGGAAAAAAGCAGCUGGCUUAGAAGUCUACGGAUUUCCAAUCCUGACAGCAAGGCGUCCUGCCCUCCGCGAGAUUCCAACAGUACUAGGGGCUAUGGGAGGAGGAGGAGGAUUUGAGGAACACUGCAGAACGAUCGGUGCAAAGAUUUUGCAAACAGGUAGUCCCAGGAAGAAAAUCGCGAUCCUCGGUCUGCAGUCGCCCGGCGGACCAGCUGAGCGCAGGUGUCUCUAUGUGCGGAAGCUCAGGUUACCGGGAACACCGCGGGGCCACAGCGCAGCCUCCCUGCCCAGCCUCCCGGAGUCCCGGGCGCGGGUCUGCACGGGGUCUGCACGGGGUCUGCACGCGGUCUGCACGGGGUCUGCACGGGGUCUGCACGCGGUCUGCACGGGGUCUGCACGCGGUCUGCACGGGGUCUGCACGCGGUCUGCACGGGGUCUGCACGGGGUCUGCACGGGGUCCGCACGCGGCCCGCGGACGCCUCCGGCCGCAGCGCCCUCGCGCACCUGGCUGCCAACACCAGUUGAAAGCGGUCAGAGUGAAGGGAGGCGGACGCGGCGCCUGGCACCGCUCCGAUCCCAGCACACAAAGGCGGAUUUUCAAAACCGGGGGAGAGUCAAAGCCGCCGGGAGCCCCGGACCCGCGCCUUUCGCCGAGGGGCUCUUACCUCGGAUCCGCCCUCGGGGCCGCGGCUUUCCCCGGAGACGCCGCGAGCCCGGUCGAGGUGGGAGGCGGCCGGGAGGAAGCCCCACAGCCCGCUCCGCGCCCCGCCAGCCGUCCGCGAGCCGCGGGGCCGCCUCCUGCGCGCAGCCGAAGAGAAGCGAUCUCCGAGGCGAGCACAGCGCCGGCCCCGCGCCGGGCGAGACCGCCUCGCUGGCCGCUGCCUGUGAAGUCUGGAGCCGCCCGACCGCUCGCGGCCAGAGCCAGCCGCGCGCCGCGCAUGCCCAGUGCCCGCGCGAGGAGCGAGCGAGCGCGCGCCGCGCGGCCAGGAACGGGAUCCGCUCUCCGGGUCUUGGCGGCGGCCGAGCCUCGGAGUUCUGGUGGACUCCGGCGCUGGAGGCUAAGCGGCCGCGGAGGCCGGGUGGGCGGGACGGGGACCGGAGCAGGGGAGGCCGGGCGCUGAGCCAAGCUAUCAAGACGGCGAUCAGCGUCGGAACAAGGCUGCGAGCCGCCGACGGCUUUUCAGAAGUGCCCCGGCAGGACCGACCAGCAGCCCGGAGGCGCGGGAAGGGCAAAGAGCGUGCGGAGAGCUUCGCCCCCGGCGAGGAGGGCGCCCCGGGCGGAGGGAGCGCGCGGGUGGCAGCGCCCCGGGUCUGGCUGCACAGCUCGUAACCCCCGCCCUAUGGCGGCAAACAAGCCGCACCUAAGGACCAGCCAGCCUCCGUCUUCCUCCUCCGGCCCUCGGACCUGUUCUCCCCUUUUUGUCACUUUCCUCUUUUUUUUUUUUUCUCUUUGGUCUUCCUAAUCCAUGCGGUAAACUGGUGGUGCCCACGGUCCCUGGGAGUCUCCCAACCGCCGGUCCUUAGUGCCAGCCUGCAAGCCCAGACCCGCCUCGCCCGGCUGCCAGGGAGCCUAUUUUUCACGAAGCUCUUGCCAAAAAGCCCUGGUGCGGUUUGAAGGCUUCUUUUACUUUGUGCCUCUCGUGCCUUAACCAACCCUCAUAACCUCCUCUCUGAGUAACCCAUGGAGCCUUUAAAAGAGAAGUCCAUCUUGUCAUGGACACUGUUUUCUCUCUUAAAACCCCUCAUUGCCAUAGCUGCUCCCCCUCCACCCUCCCAUGCUGUCCUAACUUCAAAGUCAGCCGAGUUCCAGAAGGCAACCAAAGCCUAUAAAUUAAACUUGGUUCGCAGAGAUUGGACCUGCUUACUUUGUGAAGCGAAUGAAAGCACAGCCAGGGAGAGAUGAGACAGCAGGCCGAGGCGGACGUGAAAGCCAUUCUAAAAGUUGGAAUCGACCUAACGGCUAAGCCCAGUCCCCUAUUUUAAGUGGGAAUCCUCUCUCCAAUAUUUCCACCGGACCACUAUCCGCUUGAACAUUUCCAGUGGUGAUGGGCUUUUGGAACUCUCAAAUACUGUGGAAUGCUCAGCAGCAACCUGGACAACCUAAGUACUUCUCUAUAUAAUUGAGCCACAUUUUCAAAUAUUGACAGCCCUGAUGACUCCAAACCAAUGUAAUUAGCUUAAUCAAGUAUACUUUCCUCCAUCUUACUCUUGGUAAAAAAUAUUUUUACAUUAUUUAAUACAAUUAAAAAGCUGUUCCUUUGUUCUACUUCUUACUUUUAUUUCUUUCUUAGUCAAGAAUACUGAAAGCCUAAUUUUUAAACCAGGAAAAUGUUCCUGGAAACAUUUCAAUUUUCAGGAAAUUGGUUCCCUAAGAAUAUGGAACAUUUUAGCUUAAAACAAUUAAUUAGCAAAUGACCAAUGCAAAUGCUUUUUAUUAAAUUUUACUCCUAUUUUUACAAGGGUUAAAAAAACUAAAAUAUGUGCUUUGUACCAUCAAAUAGUUAAAAUUCAUCUGUAUGUAAGAACGUGAGUCUUCUGUAAAAGAAAACAUUUUCUCUAAAUGAGUUUUUGAAUGAAUCAAUUUCCUCUGUUCCUGGGUCCCAACAGUUUCUGAGUUUUUGACAAGUCUUGUCUCCUAGAGUUUCUGAUACUCUUUCCAAAUGUGUAGUGGGAAGAAGCUUCUCUGCUUUUUCUGGGAGACAAAGCCAGAACUCUCAGGCCACAGUCCUCUCUCCUGACCUCCUGUCCUUCCUCGCUCUUGGCUCCCAGAACUCCUGCCAAGGUUACCAACGGGCUUUAACCCAAUUCUAACGUUUUGACUGAGGCCUUGGAGAGGCAACCCGGACUUUUUAAACUUUGUUCUUUUGUUUUGUAAAACACAAGAUUAAAAGAUUAUUAUAAAAUAUUGCCGUUGGAACACCUAAAUGGCCUUGGCCAUGCUUACAUUUCGCAGAAUCCAUGAGAGCACUGUGGUCCCCAGGCCCUUUAAGAGGUGGAGUUACUUCUUAAAUGGAUUUGGACCAUAUGCAAUACAUAUAAGAAAGCUGCAUUUUCCCGCCACAGUGGAAAACAUCUGUUUUGCUAGUGAAUUUAACUCUACUGCCAGAGUAACUUUCCAGAUGUUUUGAAACUCUAAACAAUUACAUCCUUUCUGAUCUGCUCUGGCUCAAAAAUUGAUUUGCUAAGAAAACGCAUAGGUCUGUGACAUAAAGGAAAACAAUAAUAUUUAUCUUUACCAGUCCGUAUUACCAAAACAUUUUAGACAUGGCCUUGGAUUAAUGGUAUAACAUAGAUUACUUUUCUUUCUAAAACAUGCAUACAGACAUGUAUACGCACAGGCUCUUGGAAGGGAAUAUAGUGCAAACAGAAAAUCAUUCCCAAUCGCCUCAGUGUAAAUAACUGCUGCUGGUACACCACUUAUGCUCCUGUCAUUUCCCAGCUUUUUCAUUGGCUUAAUUGAAGGGUACCCUGGUAGGAUGUGAGCAUGCCCAGCACAGGCUUAAUCCCCUCCGGUUUAAUGCCUCCUGUAUAGCAUGCAAAGUAUUUUACACGAUCUAUUUCAGCCUUCUGUAGCAUCUGCUUUAGCUAUUUCUCCCCAGUGAGCCUCUAGCCACUGUUUUGUUGUCAUUGUUUUUUGUUCAUUUAACGUUGACAUUAUUUGAAGAGAUGAUUUUUAUUUUGUAUUUUAUACUCAACUGCCAAACGAUACAAUAUUUCUUUUUUCUACCUCACUGUAGCUCAUGAUUGUACUUUGUGAUCUUUAUCCUAACCCUGUUUGAAUCUAAACCGUCUAUGUUUUCGUUCCAUUUAUGUUCUAACUCCUCGACUUUUUCUAAUAGUCAGCUUUUCCUUUUCAUUCUUUACAAAGUCUUUCAGCAGAUCAUAGUCCCAUUUUCACUAUGAUCCAGAAAUGCACAUGUUUGAAAGGCAAAUUCUAAGCUGAACAGAACAAACCUAUUGUGUAUUCAAGUUCAGUAUGUAUUUUUGCUUAUAAAUAUUUGCCAUCCUUU
Molecule: messenger RNA, 4060 nt
Organism: Callithrix jacchus (white-tufted-ear marmoset)
Lineage: Eukaryota; Metazoa; Chordata; Mammalia; Primates; Cebidae
Source: RefSeq, a predicted model, not a curated record